Molecule: messenger RNA, 654 nt
Organism: Paramecium octaurelia
Lineage: Eukaryota; Ciliophora; Oligohymenophorea; Peniculida; Parameciidae
Source: the annotation of a GenBank genome assembly
AUGGGUGAUAAAUUUCAUAAAUUGAGUAGCAAAUGGACAAUAUCAGAGAAAUACAAUGCCAGUCAAAACAUAGAUUAUAAGAGAACUAUUGUGGAUAUCUGUUCUUUUUCGACAGUUGAGGAGUUAGGAUUUCUGACGAAAAAGACUAUAUAUUCAAAAUUAUCAGAUAUUUUAAGUGAACCUUAAAAAUGCAAGAUGUAUUAGAGUCUAAUAAGAUAGAUUUAAAUAAUUUAAUGACGAAAAUGUAGAUGCUUAAAUUGAAGCAAUAUAAUUUUUUAAAAAUGACAUCAAACCUUGGUGGGAGGAUGAAAAUAAUAAAAAUGGUGGAGAGAUUCAAUUUGACAUUUCAACACAAUAUUAUGCAAUGUAUGAUUAGAUAUAUUUGGAUAUUCUCUUGCAAAUUAUAGGAUAAGCUACAGAGGAAUUAAGACAUGUAAACUAAAUCUAUUUUUUUAGAUUAAUGGAUUGAGAGUUUUAGAUAAAAUUAAUGCCAAAUAAGGAAAUAGAAUAAGAAUUGAAUUAUGGAUGGAUAUUGAUCCAAAGGAUUAAGAUGAAUCUAUCGGAAAGUUAAUUGAAUGGAUAGAUAGUACAUUAAAAAAACACAAAAUUGAUAUUGAUUAAUCUUAAUUUAAUAAAGUGUCUCAUAAAAAAUGA